AUGUCCUCCAACCGCCCCAACCCCAAUGAUCCCGAACACCUCACCUACGCCGCCCUCCUCCCCAUACUACCCCGUAUCCUCGAACCAGACUUCUUCAACUACUUCGCCGCCACUACGCACGGCAUCCACAUCAUGCGGGACGUCGUCGCACGCGCCGUGCCGCCGAGGGACCGGCCAGAAGUCAUGUUGUGGCUGGAUGAGUUGGAGGAACUCGGCGCUACUGGGUGGACGAUGUGGGUUAGGGAAUUUGAGCUGUGGAAGGCGAGUAGGGAGAAGACGAGAAAGGUUUUCCGGGCUUUGACAAGGGAGAAUGUGAGGUUAGGGAGGGAGGUGGCGGAGUUGAUGGGAGCGGGAUCAGGAGAUGCGGAGAUGGAACGAGAGGAUGUGGAGAUGAGAGAACGGGUUGCGGAUAUCGAACAACGGGUUGCGCAUAUCGAACGACAUAAUGAACGUGCGCAUCAACACAAUGCGAUUGCCGAACAGCAUAAUGUGGGUAUGACGGAACAUUUGGCGGACAUCGAACAACAAUUCGCAGAUAUCAGAAACUACAACGCCGAUAUCGAGUUCCUGAGAACCCAGGUUUUGGCGAUUGGAGACUGCACUGAUGGCCUUGAGGAGGUGGUCAAGAAGCAGGGAGAGACGCUGAUUGCUAUCUUCAAGGUCCUCCAGCUUCACGAUGCCGGUAUUCGGUCAAGCAUGGUGAGCGUGGACGGUGAAGUAAAGGAGGGCUUGAGGGGCGGUAUGGGUGGACGGGAUGAGGAUGAGGAGUUUGUGUACGAGUACGGUGGGUAUACGAAUUGGGAUCAGAUUGACAGUGCUGGGGACGGGGAUGGGAUGGCUGGAGCGUACAACCACGACCAGGACGAUUGUGAAUCGCAGAAGGUCAUCUACAGGCUUCGAUCUAGGAUAGGCGAACUGGAGGCGGAUCUUCGACAGCUCACGGCGGAGACUCGUGUUCAUGCACGUGUGGAGGAGAGGGAGGCUUCGCAGUGUUCGGACGCAAGAAAUCCGCCCAGUGCCUAUGAAGAUGUUAGCGAUGGCGAAGAAUCUACGAGCGACGAGGAACCGCAUAUGGGCAGAUCCCAAAAGAAAGCCACUACUUCGAUGCUCGUUGAAGUAGACAGUGAGGUUGGAAACAGGCAGCUGCACAGCCAUGUCACUUACACCUCACGCGCCUUAGAUGAGAAUGAGUAUCCGCCUCUGCCACCGCAGGCAACCAGGGACACGCCCCCGACCCGCGAAGACAGCCGUAAACGUCAUUCGGACAUACCAUUGAUCGUUACACAUGAGCUUCGCCAGGAAGAAGAGCGGCGUGUGGUCGAGAGGUACUCAAAGAUCCCUCUUCCUGCAGGCUUCACUAUUCCAUCGCAUGAUCCGUCUACACCCAGCAUUACGUUCCUCGGCGCAGCGACGGCCUACCACUUCCCGUACGGUGCGUCACUCAACCAUCUAAUGCGUGUCGUAAAACGCGAAGACGGAUAUGCGGGUGAAGGUGUCUAUGUCGUACGCGUGCGCGACUAUGUGGUGGAGUCUGAGCUUAAGAAUGCUAUUGCGCAGUAUUGGGAGAACCUCGGUCGUCAUGGUGAGUGGCGAUAUCUGUACGCGAACUGGCAGGGUGAGGGGAGCGGCAAUACGUAUAUCAUCAGUAAGAGAGACGUCAUAUUCGGAGACUGCGAAGAUGAGAACGUAGAUGAACCAGGCUCGAGAGGAGAGUGUGAGUGUGAAGACGACAGUCCCCACGAAAUUCACGAAACUAUGCAGAUUCGGCAUCCUGAUGAUCAAGGCGCCACCGAGGCGUUUGAUCGCCUUUACGAAGAUGGUAUCCAGAAAACGGUUGAUGCUUGUGGUCAGUCACCCCCAUCGAAAUGCACAAAGGCGUGGAUGAAUGUUGCGGACGUUGCGCAGGCGCGCAACGGCUUUCUUGAACGCGAGCUGGAAGCGUACAAGGAGAUCAAUUAUAGCCUCGUCCAGGACGUCCGCUGGCAAGUCGAUAUGCAGACAGAGUUGGAGGAGCAACUCAAGACUGUGGAGGAAGAGAAGUCGGCGGCGGUGACUGAGUUGCGGGCUCUGAAAGCUCGGCUGGCGCAUGUGAGUGAGCUGUUGACGUCUCUUCCGAACAGUCCAGCUCCUGAAAUGAACGAGGAGCAGUCCGAAAGUAGGUAUAGCGGUCAUUUCCAGUCUGGAAUCAGAGGCGGCCAUGGUUCUCCGAAUGCUUCUCCGCAAGAGCACUGCCAUCGGUCGUGUUGCGAGGAGUCUACAAGCAUCGACGCCGAACAGCUCGAAAGCGAAGUCCCAAGCACACACCAAUCAUCUGCGACAGCCUUUUACUUCUUCCCACGCGUUUCGACCAUCGCCCUGCUCAGCGAACCGGUGCGUCUCUUCCAGUGGCCAAGGAAUACAACACUCCAACAGAUUCGGGAGAUCUUAGAUUACCGCCAUGCACAUGGUACCGAAGAUGACCCCUUCGCAAAUCAAGUCCGAGAGAUCAUGGAAUCACGAGAAGAGAUGGGUAUCCGGCUACCAGACCCUUUGCAAGAUGAGGCGGUGCUGAUCAGAACUCCUGGCGUUGCUAACGCAGUUUGGUGUGACGAUCAUGUGAGCAUUGCAGCAUGGGAGACCUUCGAUUCGGGUAUUGAACAACGCCUCGACAUCGGCCAGAACCAUUCCGACGCUGAAGAUGAGCGAUUGUGUCUUUCACCGUCGAGCAGUGACGACGAAGACCGGUACCAUGAUAUUGGCGGCUUAUCUGAUGCCUUUGACGGCCGGAUCAGAGUAGGUAGUGAGAGGAGUUCACCGACUUUCUGCCCAUGCACUGUGUGUACCGUCGAUGAGACAGAUAUAUUAUUCAGUACACAGAAUACCUAUACUCCAUCCUUAGGCUCUAUUCGUGGCGGUGGAUAUGAAGAGCCUUUUCCACCUUCCCCGGUAUCCUACGACCAAGAAAAUUCCAACAUCAUUCAAGAACCAAAGAGCGAGGAAGGUAAAGAUCAUGAGCCAGAAGAGAACGAAGACCUACCUCCCCCAACCCAAGAUCCAAAACUACCCCCGAUUCCAUCUCGUGUCCAAUCACCCCUCCCAAGAGGGCUCUUCUCUGCUAUGGAACCAGAACAGAAGGAGCAUUUCCGGAAAGCGUUGCGAAGGAAAGCCACUCCAAAAGUCCCUGGGCUUCAACAUCUCCCCUGGAACGCCGAUGGCUACGAUCCCAUAACGAGUAUACACAACCCCUGGAAAGCUCUUACUCUGCCCACCGCCUCAGGUAAUGAACUCGAUCGCUCCUGCAAUUUCAACUACGAAUACUCAACACCUCCUGAUGGCAGAUUUUCCAUUCUCGACGAAUCCGCAGCUGACACAUCGGUGACUCCUGUAGGUGGGCUGCAGUUGACUCAUCAGCAGUUACGGCGCGCUGAGUGGAUAAAUACGCAUCUGAACUCAUAUGUGCCUCCCAACUCUCCUACUAGUCCGAAGCUAUCUCAGAACUUGCGUCCGUCGGACAGUCCAGAAUUACCUGAUAGUCCAAGUAUCCCAGAUGCACAUAAGAUCUUCGAUGUUGAUAAGUACAUUAGAAGGGAGGUGCAGUGGCCAACGGCAAUGCGACUCCACGGCGCGCAGAAUCUCGGGGAACCGCUGGCGGAAAGCAGUAGGCACAAGUGGCAUCAUAUCAAGGAAUGGCAUCAUCCCAAGGGCAAGGGGUGCGAAGAGCACGCAGCUUACCUCGACCCUCGGAGAACCAGGUGCGAGUUUUGCUUCGCUCCGUUUGAAGAUGGAUAUAUUGCGGACUCGGAGAUGGACUCGGAUGAAGAUAUUGCACACGAAGACGAGGCGUCGAUGCCCUUUACCAAGCCUAUGAGGUCUGCAUUCGAGACGACUGAUGAGAAUGAUGAAAGCAUCGAGCACGCGAAGAAACACCCCUUCCCCGUCAUCGAAGACUCAGAUCCGUGUCUACGGGGCGGUGCAGGUCAGUGCGACGACGAGGAGUGGUACGAGGAGUGGAGUCACCUCGUAACUCGAACUCACUGUUCAUGUCGUGUGUGUUGCUCGCCCUUCAAUCGGCACUGUGGACCUUGCACUCUGGGAACACCCGACUUCUACAAUGGAGCGGAAUUUGAGCGUGAGGGAGCUGAGCCGGAAUAUCUGGCAUAUGCCACACGCCAUGUGUUGGCUACGAGAUUUCAAAUUUGA
Messenger RNA from Dothidotthia symphoricarpi CBS 119687, 4179 nucleotides. RefSeq lists its product as uncharacterized. Lineage: Eukaryota; Fungi; Ascomycota; Dothideomycetes; Pleosporales; Dothidotthiaceae. Bases 1 to 4179 code for a protein of 1392 amino acids. The record is from RefSeq and is a predicted model, not a curated record. The transcript has a single exon.